UGGACACGAACGCUGUGUCUCGCUUGUAUCUGAGCCACCGCACCGCGCACUGAGCGCAGCUCCCAUGCACUGUUUCCUCUGAUUUCUUGCAUAUUGACAUUUCAUUAGCUGCGCGGCUACCGCUGGCAUGCACAACCACUGUCCGACAUCUGGCCGUCGCUAAUUACCCUCGAAAAGCUCAGCACCAACCACCAGAAUGGCUGGCGACUUGCCCGCCGAACUCCUCUUCUCCGCCGUCUUCCCGCUUCCUUUCCGUGUCCUUAGCCUUGCAGGCUUAGGAAUCCUCGGCUGGGCGACGAAUGUACACGGCUUGCACCUGGCAGGAAUCGAUGCGCGCUCCGUACUGGACCUAGACUCUUACGACCCACGCCAUAGCCGACGCGCUUUAGCGGCAAACGACCGCCGCGGGAUGGGCUGGAAGUACUUCCAGAGCCCAAUAUCUGUCUAUCGGCCUGUCUACAGUCUUUUCAUGGUGUAUGCAGCAUGGAUUGCUACAAACUGGCUCUUGUAUAGGUACGCGACGUAUGCGGAUCUGGAUCGCGUGGACACGUUCAAGUUUAUCCCCGCUAUUGCCGCUCUCGUGGUCACGAUGGUCCUCGUAUCUCCAUUCAACGUAUUUGAGAAGGUUGAACGCGAUAGGUUUCUGCACGCAAUACACAGAUGCCUAUUUCCCUUGCCACGCCGCGUCCAUUUCACCGACAUCGUAUACGCCGAUGUUUUUACCUCAUUUGCGAAAGUACUCGGCGAUCUCUGGCUAUCCUUCUGGAUGCUUAUGCCCGGUGGUAGCUUGCUUGUGCUGCCAGCACAGGAGGGUAUUGCAAGUUGGAUAUUGCCGACACUAAUGAGUCUGCCAUACGCUGUGCGCCUCAGACAAUGUCUCAUAGACUACAGGGCUCCGGGCAACACUAGCUCAAGGCCGCUCUAUAAUGCAUUAAAAUAUGCAACGUCAUUCCCCGUCAUCUAUUUGUCUGCUGCGCAGCGUAUCGUUGUCUCAGAACUCCGACUCGCCAAGGGUGAUGCCGUCGUGCAUGAAGCGUGGCACGGAGAGCAUGCGUUGUUCCGACUUUGGCUGUUCGCAGCGAUAGUGAACUCCUUAUAUUCAUUUUGGUGGGACGUUACACAUGACUGGGGUUUCGAUCUCCUCGUCCCCCGUUCAUUUGCUGCCGAAGGCAUCCCUCAUCGGCCGCAUCGGACAUCCUCACCACCCCGUCCGCUCGUCCUCCCUGGCCUGUACUCCCCGGUCGCAAUGCUCACGCCCGAACCCGCUCCUACCUUUUCCGACGCAUCCAAGGAGUCACUGUUCCCGCACGAGCGCGAACAUCCCGGUUUACGCAAGCCACCAUUCUCCUGGCAUCCGUUUGGUCUGCGAUCGAAGCUACUCUUCCCAUUACCCAUAUACCCAUUCGCCAUUGUAGCCGAUCUUAUCCUCCGGUUGACAUGGAGUGCGAAGCUGUCCAGCCAUCUGCACGCGUACACCGACGGCGACUUGGUUAUUUUCUGUUUCGAGCUCGCGGAGGUUGUACGAAGAUGGAUGUGGGUAUUCAUACGCGUGGAAUGGGAAAUCGUCAAGGAGGGAAAGGACGGGCACGUGCGCAGCCCUGCUGUGGGCCCGACGCUUGGCCUCGGUGACGAAGAUUACGAAAUGGUCGCUUCAAAUCAGGACGGCCAUGGCGAUGUUGGUGGUUAGUAUCACAAUUGAGGUCGGCGUAGACCGGAGCUAAAUAUGUGUGUACGUGGACGCUUCCAUAAUAUUAUUCACUGCAUAGCCAUUCGGGAAUGAAGCCCGGACUAGUGACGUGGCUCGGUUUCUACCGUCAUUGGACGACGUUCGAUGGUUCCUGCCCAAGGCACAAUGUCAUUGUCUUCAUUGUCGGGCUCGACGGACGUGCGAUCCAUUCGUGAUGGAAACCGCACGCAUCGGAACGGCUCGUGACGCCCGGGCGACUGGCGACCGCAGUACGUCCUAAAACUAUCUGUGUUACCGUGUGCAGUUCCCGGUCGGACUUAGUUUGUCCUACCCUACCCUCCUCCCGUGCAGAGCUCCU
Molecule: messenger RNA, 2045 nt
Organism: Fomitopsis serialis
Lineage: Eukaryota; Fungi; Basidiomycota; Agaricomycetes; Polyporales; Fomitopsidaceae
Product: EXS-domain-containing protein
Exons: 5
Coding region: 197-1687 (496 amino acids)
Cellular component (GO): cytoplasm; membrane
Source: RefSeq, a predicted model, not a curated record